CGCGCACUCGAUUGGCGUCGGCCGGCGUCCCGGGAGGGGCGCGACGCCAGCCAAGAACGAACGUUGAUACUAAACCGCGGCCCGAGCUGCUCCGAACGACAGUUCAACGAGCGUGUGUUCCGAGGCCGGAUCACGUUGGUCCAUCCGAGCGGCCUGUAACCGCGCGAGCCGAUACCGUCUGCGGCCGAUCUCACAUCGGCGCGCGAUCGCCGGCCGCGUUACGUCAUUACGCGUGCGAGAUACGAGUGCGACCCUACCCCCCAUCGGCGGCGGAUAGGGUACCGUGACUGACGAAUUUGUUCUGGGAUCUUCGCGAUCCCCAUCGACGGACGUGCCCGAAAUUGAUCCGGGACGAUCAUCACGCCGGUACGCGUCGACUCGUCAUCAUCGUGACACCAUCGGGACGGUGAGAACCGGUCACGUGACUCUUGCGAAAGAGAUCGCGCGCUCGGUCCUGCCGACGAUCUUAAAGACGGAUCUUUCCUUGCAGGACGACGUCAGGACGACUCGCGCGCGAGAACGGCGGAUAAUCCUAGCGCGCGUGUCGGUGUACGUGAGUGCUUGUCACGUUUGUCGUGUUUGUGUGUGUCCAUCUGUUGUGUGUGUAUGUUCGUCGAGUACAGUGCUGUUCGAUAGCGCGCGCGGUGCUCGUGCAGCGGGUGAGUUCGAUCGGAGUGCUGCGACCGCUUGCGAGAGGAAAGAGCGAUAGAGAUCAAGAGAGAGAGAGAGAGGAGAGAGAAAGGGCUAAAGGAAAGGUGCACUGUUGAGUACGUGCCACUUCCGGCUGACCGGAAGCCUGCGUGUGAACGUCCCCGAGAUGCGUCCCGCGGUGCGGUCGCCGCGAGUGACCGCGACGGUGCAGCGUCCACCGCUGCGACCUGCCCGACCGAGCGAGCUCCGGCUACUGAUUAAUCCGCCGGUGUAAUUAAUCCGACUCGCGCGCGUCCCGCACGUCGGCGACCCCGUGAACCGAUCCCGCCGUCUCGACCUUGCGGACUCCGUGAACUGGUGACCUUACGAGACCGGCGAAGGGAAUUGGUAUCCUAAUCCAAUUGCCUUAACUUGUGAAGAGCGAGAAGGAAAGUGAGAGCGAAGCACGACGAAAGCUCCAACGUAUGAGCGAGCAAACGUUCUUAAAUUCGUGAUCGGUCAUUUGAGGAUGAAGAACAAAAUUUGACUUGAGCAGCUUGAGCGACUGACAGGCUGCCGCUUGUCGUCAAUUAUCGUUUUCCCUCUUCAUCGUGAGACGACUCGAAGUUUUUGGUACCGUAAAAAGUGACCCAGUGACGCGAGACCGGCGUGAGGGAUUUAUUUUAAUCCGACCGAUCGCUUGAGGGAUCGUUCUGCAACUUCGUGUCCUAAUUCGUCAGUGUGAUUCGGAGAUGGGGAGUGAAGUUUGACUUAACUCGACGCACGAGUCCACGAGACGACAGUCCGCAUUACUCUUGCUCGCUGCAAAUCACAAACGAUUUGAAACUCCUAAUGGUACAUGCACCAUAAGCAACGAUCUACGAGAAAGGAAGGGAAUUUAUUUUAAUCCGACCACUGCCCUGCACACACGAUCGCUCAAACUUUGUAACCGGAUUCAAUAAGGGAACUAGAUUCUCCAACAGGGCGAUUUAAUUCAGCUUAUGAGGCGCAUUGACUCUGCGUUGCGUUUGUCACAAUCCAAUUCUGCUCUGUCGCAGAAUCAUAUGGUAUCCUCAUUCGUAAAGGAUCGUUCGUAAAUGAACACUGACAAGACUAUUCGAAAAAUCAUGAGAAACCUGAAGAAAACUUUCACGAUACGGAGUGAAAUCUAACUCGAUUGAUGGUGAUCCGUGUCGCUCGAAUAAUACGAUCAGAGAAAGAAAUCAUUGUGUUCCGAUUCACGAAAAGUAUCCAAAGAUAAGGGACAACAAUUAAAGUGCAGAUCACUGACGCUCUUGACGGCAAAUAAUCGACGACUCCGAGAACAUCGACGGGCGUCUGCGUCAAUUACCCACUUGGCGGAUGAAUUUUUAAGGCGGAAGAGGCGCGCAAAGGGUCGGUUGUUACUUGGCGGAUGAAUAUUUUAAGGACCGCUGUUCACGGUGGUAUUUAACGCACGGCGAAUAUAAGCGGGCUUCGGAGUAGACCGUGCGAAUCGGAGAGGAACGAUUAAUCGCAAUAAUUGUGAGGGAAAAACACGAGGGACUUGAUUGUCGCUCUCAUCUUGCCCCUUUGUAGGAGGAUUUAGAUUGCGAAAGUUUUGGACACCGCCGCGAGAAACGAUCAGCGAACAGGAUCGGUGCGUUAAGGAUUUUCAUUUGCCGACAGUGCCAUGAAUGUUGCAUGAGCGUGGUUUCCCCGACAGGAGGAUCUUUCUCUCGGAGGCGAUCGCGAACACGAUCGAAGCGGAAUAUUGAAUAGCGUCCGAUCGAGCGUUAGAGUUCGCGGCGGUGUUUGAUGGACGGGAGCGAUCCCAACGGUUAAUUACUACGGCCGGGGAAGUAACGGUGCGUUACUUUAGUAAUUAACGGAUUGCGCGACUGUACGAUCCUCGCUCCUCCGCUCUGGGAUGGAGAUAUCGUAACAAAGGAGCGAUAAAACGCGCGCGAGUCUCGCGCGGCGACUGAGUAAUUGCGAGCGCGAUUACAACUAAUCAAUAUCCGGAUAAUUAAUACGUACAAAGAAUCGUGCAUCUGCGGAACGGCAGCGGGAAGAAUGCACGCUACGGACACGCGAUCGAAGUGCUGCCUCAAAGGAUCGCUCGGCAAGUGAAACUAGAACUCGCGCACCGCUGCAGCUGAUUAAUCGUCGUUAACGGCAAUUGACGCCGCUCGCGUCUGGUAUUUGCGAGAGUAUACGUGGUUCAAUCGCCGACAUAAGGAGUUGAGUAUCGGAAGAAGAAGUAUCGGAACGGCGCGCAAUAAUCUUGUGCAUUGUGCCGACGGCUAAUUGACGAUAAUAAUCAAAGACGCAUACAACACACGCGUCCUCCGUUCAGUCAUAAAUCCUCGUGAGCCUCGAUCGUACUGGCAAGGGAUCUGGGACACGCGGAUGAUUAAGCCCUGGGUUCCAGUUAACUAAUGAAUCGUUGCACCGCGCUAAUGUUGUAAACGCUUCUUAAUACUAAUUAUACUAAAUUACAUGCCAUCUCACGUCCUUCUGUCAAAGGACGAGAAAGGGGCGCGGUGGCAGCCAACAGCCAGGCUCUCUCUUGGUCCUGAUUAAUCAGACUAAUUAACUUCGUAUGUGUGUCCGUAUAUGCGUGUGCUGCAGUCGCGAGACGUCUCAGGAUCGCCCUUUAACGACACCUCGUCUUCGCGCGACGAUUUGCGUAUGACCGGGACGCGCAAGUUAGGGAUGGAGAUGCAGCGCGUCGUCCACCCAGAGGGAUAAUUAACGCGACCUAAGGACAGCCGCAGGACAGCGAAUGGUCGCGCGUCGGGACAUCUUCAUCGACGGGUCGUUCGACGAGGAACGUCUUAAUUAAUAAUCACGCAAAGCCAUUGAGAUUCGUGUGCCGUUUCGCAUAAUAAGAGAAGCGAUCGAAGAAGGGGGACAAAAGGAAGCGGGUGCGAGAGAAAGAGAGAAAGAAAGGAAGACGAAAGGCGCGAAAGGGAGAAAGACGUGGCGAGGAAGAGCAGUAGAACGGAGAAAAGAAGAGGCUCCCGGUGCUACUUCGUCCAUCUCUUCGUCUACUUUUUAUCAUUUCGUGAGGGCUCGAAAAAGAGUUCUCACGCCGCACGCGAGAGAGACCCCGAACACGCACGCAGGCACGCACGCACGAACGCACGCACGCACUCACCCCUCCGGGGGAAACAAAAAGCCCGCAGCGCGCGAGGGAUCUUGAUUUCUUCGUGUUCGUCGAUUUUUUCUUCCCCCUUUGGGCCCCGCCGACCGUGCCAAGUCCCACCGGAGCAACGCGUGAAGAUACGCGUCAACGUCGCAGAGGAAGGACGGCGACGUGGAAAAAUUACCGGCUAUAACUUGAGGAAACGGUUCCGCGAUGAAGAUUAAUCUGCAUUGGUCGUCCUGCAUGUCAUCCAUAGACGAAACGGCGCGGAGAUGGGAUGGAGGAGAGCGAGGCGUAGUCGGAGCACGGAACCACACGAUGGAGUGCCGCAAGGGUCGACGGAAAGGGGCUCCGUUCCUCGGCGGGCUGCUGCUUGCGUGGCUCUUAACCAACGGCUGCGCCGUCGUCGCGCGAAAUAUAGAGAGGUACGAUACCGCAUACGCCUGCGAGGGCAAGACGCUGGAGAUCGAGUGCGGCGAGGGGAAGCUGAUCCACCUGAUACGGGCGAACUACGGCAGGUUCUCCAUCACGAUAUGCAACGAGCACGGGAACACCGAAUGGAGCGUCAAUUGCAUGUCGCCCAAAUCGUUUCGCGUGCUGAACAACGAGUGCAACGACCAGCAGAACUGCAGCAUCGUUGCGUCCACGUUGCAAUUUGGCGAUCCUUGCCCGAACACACACAAAUAUCUUGAAGCGCACUAUCGGUGCGUGUCUGCAGCCACCACCACGACGACGUCCCGGCCGAGCCCGCCGUGGUUCAUAACUUCGCAACCGAGCGUCUGGAGCACCGCUAAGCCGACCGUCCGACCUCCCUCGAGGAUUACGACACCGGCGGCGCAGCAGCCGCCCCAGCAACCACCGGCGCCGUCCACCCCGUCGCUGCCGAUAACGACACCGGCGAGCCCCACGUCAACAAGGUCCUCCCUCGACAUCGAGGUUGACGAGGAGGACCAGGACUUAAUAUCUCCUGCGAACGGUCCUCCGGCGAAUGGCCCGGCAAUACCGCCGAUUAUACCUGAGACCACUCAAGCCACGACAACGUCCACCUUCGCUCCCUGGAGAACCAGCCGAAGGACCACCGUACCCAGCACGCUGUACCCGGAAUCCAGCUCGAACGGUCAGUGGUACGAUUACAGCAGACAAGUGUGUCCCCCGGUGGUGGCCAGAAAUCUGUCCUGGAACACGACCCGGGCGAACGACGUGGCGGUGCAGAGCUGCCCCGGAGGCGCCAACGGUCUGGCGAGAUGGCGAUGUCUGGCUCGCGGGGAUUCUGCCUACUGGCACCGCGACACCCCGGACCUGAGCGAGUGCCGAUCGGUCUGGCUAACCACUCUGGAGAACCGCGUGACCGAGGGCGACGUGAUCCUCGGCAUCAGCCGGGAGCUCUCGCAGGUGACGAACAACAGCCGCGGCCUGUACGGCGGCGACAUGAUGAUCACCACGAAGAUCAUCAAGAACAUGGCCGAGAAGAUGGCGGUGGACGUCAGGACGUACCAAGACUCGAAUCAGAAGGAGGUGAGCGUCACGGAGUUGUUGCAGGGGGUGGUGAGGACCGGCAGCAACCUGCUCGACAAGGCGCAAAUGGCGUCCUGGAAGGAUCUCAGCCAUAAGGAGCAGAUGAGAGUCGCCACGUCGUUGCUGAUCGGUCUUGAAGAGAACGCCUUUCUGCUGGCCGACACGCUCAUGCAUGAGAAGACCAUCAUGCACGAGGGCAAAAACAUACUGAUGGAAGUUCGUGUGCUGGACGCGCGCAACAUCGGCAACGAGCUGGAAGUUUUCCCGAGCGAGACCGCCCAGCAGCGAUGGACCGUCUCGAACGAUCGCGUGGAACUUACCAGGGGCGCUUUGCUGGAUAACAGCGAGGCCGGCAUUGUCCGGCUGGUCUUCAUGGCCUUUGACAGACUCGAGGAGAUACUGCAGCCGCAAGCAGAACCGCCGUCCGUCAUCAUGAACGACGAUUCCCAGCCCUCGCCGCGGCGGAACACCACCCGUCUCCUCAACAGCAAAGUUAUCUCGGCGUCCUUGGGAAAAGGCCGGCACAUACAGCUCUCGGAACCCGUCCGGGUGUAUUUCAGACAUCUGACGGUUGAGAACGUCACCAACCCCACUUGCGUCUUCUGGGAUUAUAUCUUGAGCGCAUGGUCGGAGGAGGGAUGCCAGAUACAAAAGACCAACGAGACUCACACGGUGUGCGAAUGUAAUCACCUGACGAACUUCGCCGUGCUGAUGGACGUGCAUGCCGUCAGACUGGACAUCGCCCAUCAGGUCGCCCUGCAGAUCAUCACGUAUAUAGGCUGCAUCAUUUCCGUCGUCUGCCUCGUCCUGGCUAUUCUCACGUUUCAAUUAUUUCGCGGACUGAAGUCGGACCGAACGACGAUCCACAAGAAUCUAUGCGUGUGCCUGCUGAUAGCCGAGGUGCUCUUCGUAUGUGGGAUCGGCCAGACGAAUCAGAGGAUCGUCUGCGGUAUCGUGGCCGGUUUGCUGCACUUCUUCUUCCUGUGCGCCUUCGCCUGGAUGUUCCUCGAGGGAUUCCAACUAUACGUGAUGCUGAUCGAGGUGUUCGAGGCGGAGAAGUCGCGGCUGCGAUGGUACUACCUGGUCGCGUAUGGGGCACCGCUGCUGGUCGUGGCAAUUUCAUGCAUAAUCGAUCCGCUCAGCUAUGGCACUGAUCGCUACUGUUGGCUGCGCGCGGACAAUUAUUUCAUCUUCAGCUUCGUUGGACCUGUGAUACUCGUUAUAUUGGCGAAUCUGGUAUUCCUGUCAAUGGCAAUCUAUAUGAUGUGCCGGCACGCGAACACCACCGUGGCCAUGAAGAGCAAGGAGCACUCGCGAUUGGCUAGCGCAAGUGGAAAGGAAGAGAAUGCUCUUCCCAACAAAUUGCAAGCGCACUUGGCCUGGCUGCGGGGCGCCAUCGUGCUGGUGUUUCUACUAGGUCUGACCUGGACUUUCGGGCUCCUCUACUUGAACCAGGAGUCCGUCGUGAUGGCGUACAUCUUCACCGUAUUGAAUAGUCUCCAGGGGCUGUUUAUCUUUGUGUUCCAUUGCGUACAGAACGAGAAGGUGAGGAAGGAGUACCGGAAGUUCGUGCGCCGUCACUCCUGGCUGCCGAAGUGCCUCAGGUGCUCGAAGACGGUGACGGGCGGCUCGGCCGGCUCCACCGGAGCUAGCGGUGGCACUGGCGGCGCCAACGGCGGCAAGGACUUCACCUCGCACAACACCUCCUCGAACCCGUCGGCCCCCACGACUGACAGCUCCGGAUUGUCGCCGCAUGCGGCCACUAACUACUUGGUAUCCGGUCGAAGCUGGGCGAUAGUCGAUAGGCAGCCGGCAGUAACGGUGCCAGGUGAACCCGCCUCGUCCGAGGCUCACAUCGUGGCCACCUUGCCGUACGCACGUCACGCCUUCUUACCCUCAGCUCCCAAUAUCCCCAAAUCUGCCACCGCCACUUGGGGCCACCUUAACAAAAACCUCAUGUGGAAGAACAUUUCUUUUAAGUCGUAUUCCCGCGACUCCGGACACGGCGGUUCCGAGCAGGAGGACUCCCCGCGGACGCACAACACCCUGACCCUCGGCCACUCCGGCAGGAGACGCGGCCCGAACGACGCCGGCGACAUGAACACCGGUAACAGGACGACCGGCGGCAGGCGCGCCGCAAUGCCGUACAAUCACACGUACACCGAGAUCGUGGACGGCCGCGGCAACGGCAGCAACGGUGCCGGGCAUCAUCAGCUACACGGACACCACGGCCAGCACGUGCACCUGCCGCGCGGCCUCACCAACGAGGAUGAUCCGGUGUACGAGGAGAUUGAGCGGGGUGGCAGCGGCGGUGGCGGAGGUGGAAGUGGCGGCGGCGGUGGCGGUGGUAUCGGCGGCGGUAUCGGGGUGGUUGGCGCCGGCGAGAUCCAGGUGUCGGACAUGUCCGACGAGGAUGGCAGGCGGCAGAGCGACAUGAGCAGACAGUCGUCCAGGAGCUACGGCGACCAUCGGCCGCUGAUUCCGUACUCGCCCGCCGCCGAUCGCAACCUCGCGCACUACGGCCAGGCGAUGACGGAGCGGGCCGGCGGAGGCGGCAUCGGAGGUGGUGCCGGCAACAACCUCGGGCACUACGACUCGACGGAGUACGGGCCGGCGGUGGAGCGGACCCUGAGCGCCUGCUGGGAGAAGCUGCGCCGACAACAGGCCAGGUACGAGCUCGGCGAUCUGCCUCGGCUGCCGACGACGUACGGCAUGCCGCCGCAGCAGGACCAUACGAGGACGGUGGCCGUGUUGGACGGGCACACCGUCGUCUGCCACCUGCAGCCACAGACGGACAUGUACACGGGCCGCGGUAUGCCGCCGCCGUCCUACAGCGAGUGUUAGGUGGUCCCAACCGCGACCCCGCGGCCCGGGCCACCCUCUUUCGUCCUUCCGCAAAGGAACGACGGACGCUCCCAGGAGACGAGGGCGCGUGAACCGUCUGGACGGUUCGUCUCGUCCGGGUUGGUCACGCGAUGGUGAUGGUGGUGACGGGGAGGUGGGUGACGGUGGUGACGGUGACGACGACUCGUUCCUGGAGAGAACAAUCACGGCGAUCCUCGCCCCCGGGCGUGAAGGGACGAAGGGGAAUCCGCGGGAGACGGACGUGCCGCUUUCUAGCUCAAGCAUAAGCGCGACGGUAUCUCUUGACGAGUCGUCGCGUUUUAGCCAUAAUCGACGUGCGAUCGGCGAGCGUUCCAGCGAGCGCCACCCUCUUGUCUCCGUUCGGGUGGACGUCGAUCGGGACGUCCCCUCUGCAACGACGUGCAGAACGAAGGCAGAGAGAACGGAUGAGAAUGAGUCGGGAGAGAAAGAGGCGAGAGUGUGCAAGGAUCGACCGGGCGUCCAACUAGGCUGCCGCGUCGUCCAACGGACGCCCGCGUCUCUUAGGAUGUAUCGUGUGCGUGUGUGCGUGAAUGUGCGUACCAUCGCGACGUGAACCCUGUAUAACACGAUUGUAGCGGACCUCCCGUUUAAGCUAAGUCGACUGUGACAGUGACGAUGACGACGAUGACGAUGACGAUAGUGACGACAAUGAUGACGUGUCCGUCGUGGCCGGGCGUUUGAAUCUGACGAACUGCGCGAGCAAAGAUCAGAACGAGUGACGAGUCCUCGUAUGGGACGGGAGCUUCCGAAGUCCGAUGUAACACGAAGGCUAGUUUCGAAGAUUACGAAGACUUAUUUCGCUUUUAAGCGGAUUUCGGACGAACACAAAAUCCAAAGUAUUAUUUUAAUAUUAGCUCGUGGAAAUAUUUGUGAAAUAUUUUUGUUAUGCAUGUAUAUCAUUUUGAGAUAUAUUAUUGUUUAAUGUUAAUUUUUUCCUGACGCGGAUACUGUGCACAAUGUAAUUUAUAGAGAUAAUAAUCUGCCAUCUUCAAUAAAGAUGUUAAAAGUUGCACAGCGUUUAAGGUGUUUAUUUCCAACAAAGUUUUAUUAUAACUGCAUUUUUUUAUACAUAUAUAUAUAUAUAUAUAUAUUAUUUCGUCAGAUUAAUCGAUUUUCUUUUAUUUAUUUUAAUAAUAAUUACAUUUAAUUUUAAAUGGGCAAUACGUACAUUUUUUUAUUUUGUAUAACUUUUCGUUUCAUAUUUUCUUGAGAAUGAAAGAUGAUCAUUUUCUGUUCCUUUUUUUUUAUAUAAAUCGAUACACUAUACCUCAAUUUUGUAACCGGACCUAAAUAUAUAUCGGUGAUUGGUUUCAGUUUUCGCGAAGUAUUUGUAUCCCAAAAUGCUGCCGCGCAAAUUACACGAGGUACGUUAUGAUUUCUCGAUGGUAUCAAAUUGUUUAGCCAAACGUACGUGCCGUAUCGUUUCAUCCGAUAUAUAUUUCCUGCAGAAAUAACAUCCCGAUGUUAACAUCGAGGUCAAAUCGAAUACUGUCCUCGUGCGCGGUCGGACUUCGAGCGGGAGGAAAUAUUACGUGCAUCAGCGGUACUCGGUGCAUCCGCGUCAACCCUUCCCGGGCCCGCGCCACACGAUUGUAACGGGCCAGGAGAGGGUUGCAGGACACGACAAACCACGUAUCGUAAACCGGUAUAUAAUGCGGUAAGUGGAUCCAAAUCCGGCGGCACAGCCAGUCAACUCGGCGAUAUUAGGCGUUGCAUUGAUUGUGAUGUUAAAUGCGAUUCGCCGAAUGUAAUCGCAAGUGGCGAUGGUUCAAUCGUUUGCGAGACCACGCGAGUCACGUUUAACAUGACGCGCCCGAUGUCGCGCUUUGUAUCACCGUAUUGGGGGUGAGCCGUCCACGGUUUGCGUCCCUCUUAUCAGUCAUCUCCGAGUCUGCGGGUAUUCGGCGGGGCAAAGCUUUCCAGGCACGGGUGGUCGGCGUGAGGCACCCCCAGACUUAGAAAACAGGCAUUGUAACAUAGAUCUAGACAUAUCGCCGCCGGCCGAAUACGCCAACGGUGCGUCGGUGUUGUCGAUGCAGGCCGAGGAUCGAUUUCGUGCUCGAGCUUCGAUCCUCAGGAUCGAGGACGACUUGAUAAAGGAAACCCACUGGUACCUUGAUCUGAGAUGCGAUUGCUGCAGCGACGUUAGCUUCGUGGCGUAGUGAAAGAAUGUUUAAGAUUCACCUACUGUCUGAAAGUGUAAUAACGCGAAUCCCUUUUUUACCAGAAUCGGGGAUACUUUUUUAUAUGACGUAAAAUAAAUCAGUUGGAGCAAUCUCACCACACGUUACGGUACCACACGUUAUCGCUUCACUUCAGCGCCUCCUGACAAGAGAUGCGUUAGUCACGGGAGUUACGCGAAAUUGAAAAAUAUAUGCAAAUCAUAUUCUUCAAUAGUUUUAAAUAAGGAGACGCAGGAUUAGCUUCAGGCAUAUCCCGAGGUAAAAUAUUCUAUUCUUUCUCAUAUCCUUUCGCAGUUUUUGACUUUUUUCAAGAAAGCCUUUAUCAAAAAAAAAAGAUAAAAUAUUACAAAUAUGAUAAAUCAAAGUUUAAUACGAAAACGUUAUUCUUUGACUUUUAAUAAAUAUUUAUUUCAAAUAAUCUAAUUCAAAAAUAAUUAUCAAAUGUUUUCUAAUUACUUGAUUAAAUUUUCAAAAGCUGGUAAUAUUGUACUAUCGAUUGCGCGUUGGAUGCAUUUUUCAUUGAUGGUCAUUAGUAUUCAGUUUAAUGUUCCUAACGACGGUUCUCAAGAUAACUCGAUCAAAUUGGCGAUUAAAGGAUUAAAGAUUCAGUACAAUUAUCUUUAGAUGGAAGAAGGUAAGAACGCUUUUCUUAUACCAUACCAGGAUACUUAAUACAGACUGCUGCGAAGAAACCGCCCGCUAUCGCCCGUGGCAUUAUCCUUUUUAUCCAUCUUAAGGCAGUUACCUCCCUAUACUCUGUCUGAAGCCGGUUCUGCGCGUGGCUUCGUCCUGACAUUCGGUGCGUUCCUCCCGCGAGCUUUCACCGACUUGUGUUUCGACGAGCGAAUAACAAGCGCGUUCGCGGCGCUGAUAGCCGGAAAUUAGAUUUCCUCCCGUACGGGAAGAACAAAGGAAAAAUCGAGGGGCAAUGGCUGAAGCGCCUUUAUCAGUCGUACGUCGCAGCUCCUCGUCGCGCGCCGCUUUGGAACGUUACGUUUUAGUCCCAGAACGUUAUUUUUAUAAAUAAAAAAUAAAUAAACAAAUAUAUAUAUAUGUAUGUACAUGUAUGUAUACAAUAACGAUAUAUUAUUAUUGUGACGAGAGAGAGAGAGAGAUGCUGAGAGAAAGAGGAACAGUGUGGCGGGCCCAGGAAUCGUACGGGCAGUUAAAUAUUAUAGUGAUACAAGCGGAUUUCCCGAGCGACGUGGAAAAAUGCGCGAAAACACUUAGUCACUGUUUUUUACUAUUUUUUAAAACAAAAUCGUUGUAUGUACGUGAGAACGCGUGAGCUAAACUAAUCGUGUAACCAACCGUGUAUCCCGCGCGCGCGCGCUAUUUAUUUUUUAUCACCCCCCAGGUAUUUUGUAUUGCGGAAACUGUGCCGUGUGAGGAGUUUGUCGUUCUCUAACUACCCCUCGUUGCCAUUGGUGAUAGCGAAAACCACGAGGAUCCCGCGUCAGACGACGCGAAAAAGAAUAUCGAAGAGAGCUUCGAUAAUCUUCAUGUUGCACGUAGUGGAUGAAAUUACGUUGAAUUGAUUAUUUAAUAAGUAAAAUUAUCAAAUAUCUUGUCUAUUUAAAAUCACGAGAGAAUAUUUAUGUUUUUUGUAAAUGAUAAAACUUUAUUCUGCACAUUUUAAUUUUUUUCGUAUUUUCAGAAUGUUCUUAAUUUACUCGAGAAGAUCUCGAUGAAAAGAAAUUUCUAUGCUAUUGCGAUUAAAGAUUUGCUCGAUUUGCGAAUGACAAAAUAAUAAUUUACUUUCUGAAAAAAUUGUCAGCAAGUGUGAUGUUCAACGUGUAUUUAUCCACUAUGUCGCGUCUUCGUGGUUGCUCGAUUUAUUUCUCGCUCAUGAGGAGAACACGCGUGUAGGAGAAUUGUAAUAGUGAUAAUCACGUUAAGGGUACCAGCUAUGUUAAGAGAGAGAAAGAGAGUGUGUGUAAAUGUAUCUCGAGCAGUUUUAAGACACGAUUGCUCAUUCCGGUAUUCCGAAGCAUGUAUCUCCAUCAAUGAUUUCUCGAAGCAUAAGACACGAGAUGCAUCAGCUUUUCUAGCUUUAUAAGACGUUAAUUUCUCAAUUAUGUAAAAGUCAUCCGUAAAGAUCGUGAGACUGCGAUUGCAUCUGACGCGUUAAUUAAAUGAAACGAUCAAAUUACACAUUACGUGCUUUAAAUCUCAUGAAUACCGUCGAUUUGGAAGUUCGUUAUUAGCGAGAUUCCUCAAAAAAAAAAAAAAAACAGAUUUAGUCACAACUUGAAGCUAAAUUUAAAUGAAUUUUUGUCAACACGGAAAUUAUCAUUAAAGAAAAACAUUGCUACGAAAGAGCGCACGAAAUGCGAAUUUCUUGCAUUUGACGAGUUUUGUAUAAAUCGGUGUCGAAUGUUAUAUCAUAUUAUGAAACGCAAAAGCGAAACACAAUUAAUACUGCUGACGAAUGUCUCCGUAAACGAAGCAUUCGAUUAAGCGCCAUUACGCUGUCAGAUCUGUCGUUCUCUGAACCGCGAUCGAGUCGAGACUGCGAGCUGUUUAGGGCUUAAGUUUUCGCCAUGACUAUUUUUUAGGUCGCAGUCAAACCGGAAGAGCUAACUUAUGAUUUUCUUCUACGACUUCAAAUGAAACUGCGAGCCUCAAUCGCGUAACGUCUAAUUGCCGGAUAACUGUUUCAAAGCACCCACAUUCCAUCCGUUCUGCGUGUCGCACGAGCACAGGAAGGAAAGAAGGGUCGCCCGUGGACCUGAAACUUGACCAGCGUGUUUUUUCGUUGUUAGACGAGAGGACGGUCCGCAUUCUCGACGCAUAACGAUUACUAUGCAGAAAGAAUCGGAGGAAAAAAAAUUCAAGAACCGCGUUCAUCGAUUUGUGUGCAAAAUUUGUGGCAAGCACGAUUGCAUCCACUUGGAAAGGAUGCAGCGAGGAUGCGGACGCGUCCGUUUUCCCGGUUACGGCGUCCCGAUUGUCCCGAUUGAAGUUUCGUCGCGUGCGCGAAUGCGGACUGCACGCGAGAAGCGUAACCGAUGUCGCGAAGGACUCCGAGAGUGCGAGAGAGAAAGAGAGAAAGAAUUGUAUGUACAUAAUGUAAAUAGGGCUUUGUACAUGUUGAAUAUUUGUAAUUGUAAAGCGGAGCGCGAGCGUGAGCGCGAGGGAGAACCGAGAGCGAGGAUGUAAGACGACAACCUGAGAUGAUGACCGUUAGACGCGGAGAGGAAGCAUACCUAGGCUAAGAGAGUUUACUUAGUAAGUAGCGAAGCUAUUACGAGCUAUUAUUAUCGGCGACGCAGCGCGGUGGACGCGCAUGGCGGAUUCUUAACUUAAGUCCCAAGGCGUAUUAGUUAAUGUGUAAAUAAAUUAAGCGACGGAAGUAAAAUAUUAAAGAGCCCAAGUAAUCGUUGGAUAUUUAUAACAAACUCCAGUAAAAAGUAGGUCGACGACGACGACGGAGGCGCGAAGGGAGCCGGCCGGAUUCGGAACCCGCGUAAUCCAACUUGGAAAGACGCGAAAUUAUAUUUCAAGUGACGAAUCUUCGCUGAACAAUUCGCUCUUUUAAGCACAAGAAGUUAUAUCUGUUUCCAAGAUCUGAUUCCAGCGUGAAAUUAUGCGUUCGGUGCGAUCUCUCCCUCGCCUCGCUGUAACUAGCUUUAAAUGUAAAAAUUACAUUUGAAGCGAACCUUGCGUGAGAGAGAGAGAGAGAGAGAGAGAGGGGGGGAGUCGAGGCGAAUGGAAUCUUACGUUUGAUCGGAACGUACGGGAUUUCACGAGUUACGAUUCUGGGCGUCCCCAUCAGAAACCGAGGAAGAAAGAAAGAAAGACAAAACGUAGUCGAGCACACUCGUCCACACGUGUAUCGCUGCGCCAGAAAAGAUGAAAGGACGAGGAGGAGGAGGAGAAAACGCGUGUGCGGCGUUGAUCGGACACGGACAGACGAUGUACAGUGCAUGUUUUAUCCUUAGCCGUUUUAUAAAUGUAAAUAUCUUCCGCCCCGAAAGAGACCAGUCCUUCUUUCGCCCCUUCUUCUUAUCUUACCCCGCUUCAAACGCGGUGAGAGAAACAGGCGCAAGAUUAAUUGAUCGUUUCCAAUCGAGGUUCCUUCUUUCGUCGUGACAAUCCUUUACUUUUCCCUCCGCCCUUCCCAGUCCCUUCCCUCCCUGUGAGUCACCUAACUUCGUCCUGCGAGAUACUUAGCGGAGAUAAGCUUUCGUUUUCGGACUGAGAGAGAUGAAGUAUUGUCGAGCGUGACACUGAAAUCAUCCCCCCUCAAAUUAUCGCCGAGCUGCAGGGCCGUGUUGAAACAUUUUGCGACCUCGUUGCGAAGUAACGUUUGCGUCCCGUGUACAUACUGUGAUUCGCUGUAUGCGUGUGUAUGAAAGAAAGAGGAAGUGCAAGAGAAAAUGCAAGAGGAUCGCGAGAGGAAUGUGAACUAUAUAGCGCGAAUUACUUUAAACUUUUUUCACACCUAUUUUUUCAACGACAUGGCGUUCGCAUGGGGUAUCGAAAUGGCGAGCUCUGCAGCGGGUGAUCGCGAUAGCGUUGACUCCUCUUUCUUCUGUCAUUGAUAACUCCAAGUCCCGGGAAACGGUCACUAAAACGGUGAUACUGACUCUACUGUUACGUAACACCGUUUAACUAUACUGCGUUCUCGUAUAGUUGAUAAUAAUAUCAAGUACUUCUUCUACGACUGCCAUGGCUGAUGUGACUGCAUCUAAAGUUGCUGGUACUUGGAGUCGUCAGUGUGCAGGAGAAAAGGAUUUAUUAAAUUAAACAUCUCCUUCUUCUAAAUCAUCACAUCUCUCGAAUCGAAAGCCGCGAAUAUCGCGUACUUUAGGGUCCACGCGAUCGCAUAGAAUUCGUAUAAUUCUGUGAUCUUAUCUGUUACGUUUUUUCUUCGUGUUGUAAGUGAUACUUGACGCUAGAACGCUAACAUUGACAUUUUUCCAAUUUGUUUACCGGUUGAGUAAUUUUGUAAUUUUGUUAUUAGUAAACGCGUCUUGACUCUUUGUGGUAUCGUGGUUAAUGCUCCUGCAAUAAUUAAGAAUUUCUUUUGAAGCAUUAUGCAUAGUGUUAACAGUAAAAUGAUGCGAGCAAUAAAUUUAUAUAAUAUUUAAUUCUAUUCAAAUUACUUCGGAUUCCUUUUAUGUAACUUCUGCAGUUUCAAUUAUAUAAAAAUUAUGCGUUCUGGCAAGGUAUUGAUACCGAUUGCUAGUUGCAUUAGCGUUCUAGAGUUUAAGGCGCGACGCAGCCUCGUUCAGCACGCACACACUUAACAGUAAGCGCAUGAGUUUUCUGUACUACGUCGCCUGCCUGCGCACACUGAAAAAAGAAAGUUUAACGAAGCAGAGGAGGAAGGGUAGAGGUAGAGGACGAAGAAAAAUGUAAAGCCUAGGUAUCUCCGAACUAAUAAGAGCCUCCGUUUCUUGAUUUUUGUAUGCUUCUUUAAAACUGUCUGAUACAAGAAAAAACAAAGGAUAAAUAAAUGUGUACCAAUCUC
Ooceraea biroi (clonal raider ant) is the source of this 15823-nucleotide messenger RNA. Its product is annotated as latrophilin Cirl. NCBI's taxonomy places the organism in Eukaryota, Metazoa, Arthropoda, Insecta, Hymenoptera, Formicidae. Gene Ontology annotation, cellular component: plasma membrane. The record is from RefSeq and is a predicted model, not a curated record. Gene Ontology annotation, biological process: cell surface receptor signaling pathway; G protein-coupled receptor signaling pathway. Gene Ontology annotation, molecular function: G protein-coupled receptor activity; carbohydrate binding.